Messenger RNA from Aspergillus alliaceus, 3387 nucleotides. RefSeq names its product guanine deaminase. Gene Ontology annotation, biological process: regulation of DNA-templated transcription; guanine metabolic process; DNA-templated transcription. The record is from RefSeq and is a predicted model, not a curated record. The transcript has 4 exons. Gene Ontology annotation, molecular function: DNA binding; DNA-binding transcription factor activity, RNA polymerase II-specific; zinc ion binding. Lineage: Eukaryota; Fungi; Ascomycota; Eurotiomycetes; Eurotiales; Aspergillaceae. Gene Ontology annotation, cellular component: cytosol. Bases 1 to 3387 code for a protein of 1128 amino acids.
AUGACCAACCGCGACCCUGAGUUUCGACAUCAGCUGGGCAAGUUCCGUCUCGAUUCCUCCUUGACAUCGCAUGUUCCCACUCCUCCCCCACCGACUCUUCCUCCCCAGACUUCUCCGCAAUCUCAGCCUCCUUCCCUGACGAACCCGGCGCCAUUGCACACACAGCACACCUCGUCUCAUAGCUCCCACGUCCACCGCAGCAAGCGUGUUUCAACUGCCUGUGAUUUUUGUCGGAAGCGGAAAAAGAAAUGUGAUUUCCGUUACCCAAAUUGUUCCGCCUGUACACGCGCCGGAGUGCGAUGUACCAUUCCUCCACCUGGUCCCCAGGUCGCGAGUGCCUCCGUCCCACGAGAUCAGUUGGAGAACCUGCAAAACCGCGUACGAUGGCUGGAAGAUGUUGUGCGCCGCAAGACGGGCGUCUCCGUAGCUGAUAGACCAACAGGGAGUCAGUUGGACGGAGAAGGUGAUCCGGACUGGUGGUAUCAGGUACCGACCGUAUUGAUGGGUCGUGACACCUCCCGCUCAACGACGUCAGCCACAGUCUCGGGAUCUAGUCCAACCGAUUCACAUUCCGUCAGUACAGAACUGCCCAAUGUGGGCGAGAUCUUUCGUGAUCAACUCGAGAACCGACGACCCUCGGUUGCCCGUCCCGUCGCGUCCGCCCCGCACGUUCUUCGGCUGGCCUCGCUGGAAGAUGCCGAGCGAGUGGCUUCGCAGUAUUUCGACAGCAUGGGUUAUCAAUACCCAUUUCUCAACCGCCCUGAAUUCUUCACACAAUUACGACGUAUCUAUGCCGGGGAGGUUCCCCCACCCGAAGUGCUUUGCACGUACCACAUCACGAUCGCUAUUGCCCUGCUGAUCAAUCCUGCCGACGGCGCACAAGCGAAUGAAUACUAUCGAGCGAGCCAGGAAACAGUGUCAUUGUCGUUACAGAAUGAAGAUUUAUCAUCCGUGCGGGUGUUACUGAGCAUGGCACUAUGGACCAUGUUUUCCACGAACGGCCCGAGCGUGUGGCAUGUGCUGGGCAGCGCCCUACGCCUGGCUGUUAGUUUGGGUUUACAUAAACAUCGAAACUUGUCCAGUGUGAUGGAAGAGGAAAUGGAAAAACGGGCUUUUUGGAGUCUAUACAACCUAGAUCGGCUUGUUGCGAGUACCCUUGCGCGGCCGUUGGGUAUCGCGGACGAAGAUAUAAGUGUGAGCUUGCCGCGCGAGUUUAACGACGACUGGACCGAGGCGCCAGGGGCCAGUGCUAUGACCAUCCCAGUACAGGUGGUCCGCUUGCGCCGAAUAUUUUCGCGCAUUUAUCGUUACUUAUACAAUAAUCAACCUCCUCCUCCCCCAGCUGAUGUUUCGCUUACGCUUUUGCACUUUCGCCAAGAACUCGAUGACUGGCGUCGAAAUGCACCCGUUUACCCUGCGGCACUUCUCUAUUCGACGAGCUAUUACGACUACCUGUACGCUACCACCCUGCUCCUCAUGCACCGACCUAGUCCACGAAAUCCGACGCCGGACGCGACAAGCAUUGUCAGCUGUGGCGAUGCCAGUAUUCAAGUGAUCCGAUCGUAUUGGGAUAGUUAUUCUGUUGGGAAGCUGAAAUGGAUUUGGCUGACUUUGAGCCAGAUCUAUUUCGCUGGUAUUACUAUCCUGUGGUGUCUUAACCAAAACUUCCUCGCAGUCAAGGACGGCCACCCGGCAGCCUGGCAGCCGAAUGACCAGAUGAUGCGACGGGCCAUCCAGGCCGUAGUAGUAGUGCUAGAAGAGUUUGGCAAGCGACGGCCGGGGGUGGAACGACUGGCGGAGUCGUUUCGCCAGCAAAGCACGGUGAUCUUUAGUCACUUGGCAUAUCAGCAGGAGCAGAUCAACACGCAACCCCAGAGCCAGCCACCGCUGCAACCCCCAUUGCAACCACAGUUACAGCAACAAAAUAUCCUAGUGGCACCACCAGUGCCCAUGGCGGCCACUUUAGACGAUGUGCUACUGGUCGAUGGGUCAGGAAACGUUCCCUUGAUAGAUGCCCAGCUGGCCGAGGAAUUACCAUCCUUCCACGGCACCCUCAUUCACACCCCCAACCCCACCACCAUCGAAAUCCUCCCGGACACCCUCCUCAUCAUCUCCAAAACAGGUAAAAUUGAAUACAUCCGCCCGUCCACCAAGCCCACCGACAUCCCCACCCUCCUCAAACAACAAAACUACAACCCCGACGAAUUCCCCCUAAGCACCCUGCGCCCGACCGAAUUCCUCAUCCCAGGCUUCAUCGACACCCACACCCACGCCCCGCAAUGGUCCCAACGCGGCCUGGGCCGCGGCAUCCCCCUCCUCCAAUGGCUCGAAGAAAUCACCUUCGCGCACGAGUCCAAACUCGCGGACCCCGUCUACGCAAAACAACUCUACCGCCUCGCCGUCCAAGGUAGUCUGAAACAAGGCAUAACAACAGCCUGCUACUACGGCUCCCGCCACAAAGACGCCUCCCUCAUCCUCGCGGAAACCUGUCUGCUGAUCGGUCAGCGCGCCCUUAUCGGAAAAUGUAACAUGAACCGCCACGCCCCAGACUGGUAUGUCGACUCGUCCGCGGAGGAAUCCCUCUCCGACACCCUGGAAUUCAUCUCCGCAGUCAAGAAACUAGACGAUGCCGCCGGGCGCGUGACCCCCGUUAUCACACCGCGGUUCGCGAUUACCUGUGACGAGCCGCUGCUGCGCGGGCUGGGAGACGUAGUCAGACAGUACCCAGACAUUCCGAUCCAGACGCAUUUCAACGAAUCGCACGGCGAGAUAGACUUCACGCGGACGCUGUUCCCGGAGUUCAAGAACGAGACGGAGCUGUAUUCUAGCUUUGGACUGCUUACUGAGCGGACUAUUCUGGCGCAUGCUAUUUACCCGCAGCCGGAGGAGAUACCGCUCCUCAAGGAACUGGGGUGCGGAGUUGCGCACUGUCCUAUUCCUAAUACGACGAUGGAUGAGUUCAUGGUUGCCCCUGUGCGCGAGUACCUGGAUCAGGGAAUUAAGGUUGGGCUGGGGACGGAUUGCGGGGGUGGCUACUCAUCUUCUAUGUUGGAGGUGAUGAGGGCGGCAUUUAUGGUUUCUGUUGCUAAGCAGACAGAGACGAAGGGACGGGAUCGGCCGUUGAGUAUUGCGGAGAGCUUUUAUUUGGCGACGAUGGGUGGAGCUAGGGUUGCUGGGUUGGGGGAUCGGGUGGGGAGGUUUGCCGUGGGGUUUGAGUUUGAUGCUUGUCUUGUGAGGACGGAUGUUGGGGAUGGGAUUAUGGCACCUGUGGAGGAGGUGGUGGAUGAUGCUGAGAAGGUGUUUGAGAAGUUUCUUAUGACUGGGGACGAUCGGAAUAUUGUGAAGGUUUGGGUUAGGGGGCGAGAGGUGAAGGGGAUGGUGGCUUGA